This is a messenger RNA of Pseudoliparis swirei, 6982 nucleotides long. RefSeq names its product suppressor of cytokine signaling 5b (gene socs5b). Gene Ontology annotation, cellular component: phosphatidylinositol 3-kinase complex. The coding region runs from base 267 to 1955 and encodes 562 amino acids. Gene Ontology annotation, biological process: phosphatidylinositol phosphate biosynthetic process; intracellular signal transduction. The transcript has 2 exons. NCBI's taxonomy places the organism in Eukaryota, Metazoa, Chordata, Actinopteri, Perciformes, Liparidae. Gene Ontology annotation, molecular function: 1-phosphatidylinositol-3-kinase regulator activity. The record is from RefSeq and is a predicted model, not a curated record.
CCCCCACCAUGGUGAAGAACGGGUUUUCGCCGCGUUCAAAGAAUAAUUUAGUAUUUUAAAUAUGUUUCAUCAGUAUUCAACUAAUUCAUUUGGACAUAUUCGGGAUGAUACUAUCAAGUAUGCGCGUACCUUUUGUACUUUCAUCCAACACCGCGGUCCACAAGUGGGAUGUAUGCCUGACUUCUCUUAAUAGCCAUUUUUUGCAGACAAAGAGAGCUGCUGAAUAGGGCUUUCAAGAGGCACACGGGUCCUGCGGGCUCCUGUUGAUGAAGAAAGUGGGAAACAUGUGGAGCAACCUGAAGAGCAAAUGUCAGACACUCUUUCACAACAACAGUUCCGGGCCCAGUGAAAGCAGGGAUGAGGCCAAUAUCGUCCUCUGUGUGGUGGAUCUGGGCCUCGGCGGCAGCUCAGGUGAAGCACAGGCAUCAGGCGCCUCCAGCCCAUCGCGGAGCCUCCUGCCAGUGCCGAUGGCUACAGUGGGACGCCGCCACCAUAACUGCGUGUCGGACACCCCUCAGAUAGUGGAGAUUACAAUCGACAAGGAAACUGAGGAUGUGCGAGGGGGAUCGGGGGUUCCCAUGGCCCGGAGAGAUUCCUAUUCCCGUCAUGCUCCAUGGGGGGGCAAGAAAAAACACUCAUUUUCCUCCAAAACCCAGAGCUCUUUGGAGGCAGAGAGGCGUUUUGGAUGCCUACGGGGAAGUGGGAAUCGUAGGGACAGGCGUUACGGGGUCGGCUCCAUCCAGGAGAUGUGUGACUCUGUAUCUGGAGGACGCCGUCUGAACGCUCGAUCUUUGCGCCAGCGGCUAAGGGAUACAGUCGGGCUGUGCUUACCGCUGCCCGCUCGCAGACGCUCCCGUUCUGCUAAGAACCCUGUCGCCUCUAAACGGAAGAUUCACCUGACUGAGCUCAUGCUGGAGACCUGCCCCUUCCCGCCAGGCUCAGACCUUGCACACAAGUGGCACCUGAUCAAGCAACACACAGCACCGGUCAGCCCGCAUUCCUCCUCUGCCCUGCUGGACGCUUUUGACCCGGCCCACCCAUCUCCCGAAGACGAGGAGGAACGUCUGCGUGAACGCCGUCGACUUAGUAUUGAGGAAGGUGUGGAUCCACCACCCAAUGCACAGAUCCACACCCUGGAAGCCUCAGUGCCGGGCUCCUCUCUCUACAAACUGGGACCAAAGAUGGCUCCUUGCACAGGAGAGGCCUCUGGGGAAAGUCGGGCCUCAGGGGCCAUCAGUUCUGUGGCCACUGGAUCAUCAGGGGCCUGUGGGCCGGUGUUGGGAGCUGCAGCAUCAGCCCAGGACUGUGACUCUGAAGAGGAUUCGACCACCCUCUGUCUGCAGACCCGGAGGCCCAAGCAGAGGAACGCCUCUGGGGACGGUCACCAGAGCAGGCAGCAGCCUGGCCCCUGGAAAGUUCACACUCAGAUAGACUACAUCCACUGCCUGGUGCCGGACCUACUGCAAAUCACAGCUCUGCCCUGCUACUGGGGCGUGAUGGACCGCUACGAGGCCGAAACGCUGCUGGAUGGACGGCCUGAGGGCACCUUCCUGCUGCGUGACUCAGCCCAGGAAGACUAUCUCUUCUCCGUUAGCUUCCGCCGAUACAACCGCUCGCUGCACGCACGCAUUGAGCAGUGGAACCACAACUUCAGCUUUGACGCCCAUGACCCUUGUGUUUUCCACUCUUCCACCGUCACAGGACUGCUGGAGCACUAUAAGGACCCCAGCGCCUGCAUGUUUUUUGAACCGUUGCUCACGGCGCCUCUCCAUCGGACUUUUCCUUUUGGCCUGCAGGACCUAGCACGAGCCGCCACCUGCCGCUGGACCACUUACGAUGGUAUCGGCUCUCUGCAGCUGCCCCCUGCCCUGCAGGACUUCCUCAAGGAGUAUCACUAUAAACAGAAAGUACGAAUUCGCUGGCUGGAGAGGGAACCGCCACUCAAAGUGAAAUAGGGUGCCCUUAUCCAUUGCCUGUACAGACUGCAGGAGGAUUACAGAACUUAAAAACAAACAAGAAAAAUCCUCAUUAGGCUAUACUGAUAUGCCCUCUUUCUGGUGAGGGACGGAUUUAAAUGUAACAAGCUACACAAGAUUAAUUCUAAUCUUUGUUUUAGUUAUUAUUUUCAUCACAGAAAAUACAUAUGAUUAUAUUUAGUAUAACGCUGUCUGGCAAGCACAUGUUUUUGUGUCGAACAGGUUGCUUUGGCGGAGAGGGAAGGCAAAUAUCAGUGCUUUGUGUAUUUCUUUUGCUGCUUUGUGCUAAAUGUCUGCCUGAUCCCACAACAUCACCCUGCCUGGAGACCUGCCUGCAUGCUUCCCCGUAUUCAACCCAAAUUGCUAUUUAGGCCCACAUGGCUACAUUGUACAAUUCACUUUGUGCUUUCUGUAUUUAAUUUUUCUUCCUUAGCUAAAGCACCAUGUGCGCACGUGUGGGGGAUCUGGAGAUGCUAUUUUAUUGCAGUCAGAGCUUGUCCCACAGAGUGAGCUACAUACGGCACAUUCUUUGCCAUCUCUUUGCACGCACAAGCAUCAGCUCAGCCAGGGUCAGAUUUUGAGAGGGUCCACUGAGUUCAGGACGGCACGUCAGGGAAAUGAAGUGCUUUCUAAGGACUAUAGAUUAGUCCUUUAAAAAAAAAAAAAAAACGUAGUUCCUCCUGAAGCAGUAAUAGUGAAUGUGUGUCCCAUUUAGUGAGCAAGCGGAACACGUCAACUUUAUUCCCACUGUGCGUCAGCGCUUUCAAAACUGAAUAUUUUCUUACAAUCUGUCCCUCCUAACAAUUCAAUCCAUAGCUGCAGUUAUCGCAGCUGUUUGACAGUUUUUUGUUGUGCAUAGUUCAUUUCUCCAUGUGUGCAAUUUAGCUCCAAGGUUGACAUUUGCGCAGUCUGCUGUCGUUGUGGAAUCAUGUUAAGGCUCAGUAGAUUUACAUUUUAAACCUGCGUCCCUCAUUUAAUUUAGGUAUUUUUUGGUGGCAUCUGGAAUAUGCUUCUCCCAGUCCGAUAGUUAUCUUCACCAGAUAAUUGUUACGUUGGUGCAGAUCACUUUGACCAUUGGUUACAGUAAGGAUCGCUAACAAGUCUUCUCAGAAGACUCAAGGGCACGCGUGACAAGCUGUAUGUGACAACAAUUCCAAAUGCUAGUGUCCUUUUAAAAAUUACUGUGAAUUUAUCUGAAGAAACAAGAAUCUGCUUGUUAAAAUUGGGAGCUGCAACUCUCACAAUUUAGUUAGUUCUACCCCAUUACACCUUAAUUUAUAUUUCUUUUUUGAAACCAUGUUAAUGUGUUUUUCAAUGAAGAUCACUGUUGCCAACAGAAAGGAAGUGACUUCGCCUUUUCUUUGGAGUUGAUGUCCCCAAUUUUAUAAACAUAACCUCUCAACCUCAACACAUCUCCUUGACGCCCAACUGCAUUUAUAGUCCCCAGUUAUAGCUCUCAGCGGAGGCAACACUCUGGAGAGGUUGGCAUAUCUCAGAGCUUUAGUUAUGUAACCUGAAUGAUUUUAUUUGGGACAAAAACCCUGCCAGCCAGCUGCUCACUUCUGUUUUUGUUCUCAUUGUGAAGAGGAAAUAAGUGUAACCUAUGUGCCUUUCAGAGAUCAAUUUAUCCCGCUCCAUAAUAAUUAGUUGCUUUGGAAUCCAAAAUCUGCGGCAUGUGUCGUUUCAACUCUGUCCACUCGGGUGCCAUCAAUCAAAACUGAAGAGAAUAAUAGAGGCGAGCUGGAAGCGCACCUACUCACGGUGCACGUUGAACGUUUUUGUAACGGAUACAAUCUCAGUGGUGCUCUGUUGGUUUGAGCAAUGACAGAUUAUUGAAAUAAAUUGUAAAUUAGUUACAUCUCGCGAAUGCAUGCAUUAGUCUCUCACCAUAUAUGCCUGUAUGGUAUUAUGUUUUUAGUAGGUCCAAGCCAGCCCUACUGUAGCAUAUUUCAGUCGAAGACAAAUCAAACUCCAGCUCUCGCACGUGUCAGCGACUUGGCGUACAAAUCCUAGACUUUUUACUGUGAGGAUUUUGUCAUUUGCUCGUGUUCAUCAAUUCAUCAGCAACAGUGUUAGUUCUAGCUCUUAGUAGUAGUAGUAAUAAUACAUAUUACCUGGCUUUUUUUAAAGGAAAGAAAAGAGAAAUUUGGAGACGGGCAAAGACGAGAAGAGCGAUUCCCUUACGACAUGCUUUCUAGCUAACAUAAUUUACUGGAAAGCAUGGAGAUGCAGAAGAAGUGUGAAACUUCAAUGAUAUAUAUUAAUGUAUAUAUUAAUAUUAAAGGUGAAACCCUGAAAUGCAACAUUGAAAACCUUCCCUCUGCCAAACUACCAUCGUAUUUUCACUUGUUUAUCAGGCAGAGAACCAGACACAUUUUUUUUAUGCAGGUGUUGAAAGAUAAGCCAGGGGUGAGGGGCAUACGAUUAACAUUUGAGUCAACACUUUGGUGUUUCAGGAGUUUUCAGGCAUCCACACUGUCGAGUAGAAGAAAGCCGGAUCAACUUGAAAACCCACAGAAAUCACACCACCUUGCUCAAUGUCACCCGUCUUUCCAUGCUACUGCCAAGCAAGAGCAAACAUCCUUGCAGCACCCCCCGACCUCACUUGCUGGCAUUAAUCACAAGCUAAUUUUACCAUGUUGGGGAUAAAAAUGUACUGGAUCCUAAAAGGAUCACUGUGUUGCCUCAAGGCUGCUGUCCUUUUUUAAAUUUAUUUUUUAUCCAACUACUCUCUCUUCCCCAUCCUCACACCCCAAUCUGGCCACAUCUGGAGGCUAAAGUUAACAUUAAGGAGCCAGCACCAGCAUAGGGAGGAGGAGGAGUUGGAGGAAGAAAGGAGUGAGCUCACCGAGAGCCAUGGCUUUCGGUUUUUGUGGCAACAGCGAGGGUUUGGGAUUUGUUGAAGUAAAAAAGCACUUUAAUUGCGACAGUGCAGUGUAGUCUGCAAAGUAUGACAGCGACGUUCUUUUUUUUCUUCUCUCGUUGCAUUGGCGCUUAACUCCAGCAUAUUGGAUUUACAAUGACAAGUUGGGCUGAGUGACAACUUUAAGGCUUUGAUUUGCAUCCGUAUUGGGCAAACAUGACAGCGAUUUUACUUUUGGAAAUGUAACCUACUUAGGUCAUCACAUAAAGAAUUUGGGUGAAUGUAUUUCUUGCAAUCAAUCGCUGCUGAAUUAUACCGUGCGUAUACACAUUAUCAAACAAUUGAUCUAUGUCCUGCAAGGCCUUUGUUCUUUAUUCUGGCUUAUGGUCAUUUUAUGUACUUGCACAAGUAAAAUAUCCACAUUCAGUCAGGUAACUGCCAGACAAGAACUCCAUUGGUUGUCUUGUCUGUAAGUUAACGAUCAUUGUUGGCCUGCUUUGACUAAACUCGGGGAUCAUAUAUGUAAAGAGCUACCCACUCUAUACAUCCAAUAUGGAUUUUAAUGUCCCCAGCACCUGAAUCAAAGCAGAGUUGUCACUUUAACCUUUAAGAGUUGUGUUUCAUAUAGAGCCCAACCUGAAAAAGUCCUACUGUCUGAAUAUUUAUUGACGACACUCUUUUUAGCUCAAAGCAAGAGCAAGUAAUACUUGCGUGAGUGUUGGAGGGGACGCAAAGUGGACUGUGAGAGGCGACAACGCCAACUCCUAUGAACACCCCCUUCUCAGGCAGGCCUAUUGCGAGGAGAGUCCCGCGACCAUCUCGACCCAUUUUAUUCCCCAUGGGAAAUAUCCAAUAUUAAGCGUAGCACAUGUUUGCCAUAUAAAUCCCUUUUAGAUUUAGAAGAGGGGAAAUACAAUUUUUUUAAACUCAUUGUAUAAAUGAUGGGAGUAAUGUAAUAGGGGACUGAUGAAAAUAAGUUUGUAUACUUCUGUGGUGCUUUAACUUUUUUGAACAUACAUUUUGCACACACUUGCUCUCACUCGCAUCUGGACUAACUCCCAGGUAUUGACACAUCUGCCCCCCCCCCCCCUGCUGUAACCGAAGCAGAGUGAUGUGUACAUGGACCACAUUUAGCCAGCACCACCUUUGUGUCAUCCCCUUUGCCCCAGAAAAGGGCGGUGCCAAGAUGGGUGUUUACGUGUAUAUUCAUAAUCUAUGUUCUCCAGGAAAAUAAAAUGCCGUGAAUUGAACUAUUUUGUCCUUACAUUGGUUUGACACCAUUUCGCUGCACUAUGAGAGCCUCGUUUUGAGGCAAGAAACCACUGGGUCCGGUCUGGAUGAGAGAUGGGCUAGUUGUGUCGCUAGCAGUCCUGCUAAAUUACUGCAACUUCCCUGCAUGAAGGACUUCUUACCCCACCCUCCUUCGUAGUAAUCAUGGUUUCAGCUCUUAGAGAACAAAUACAUAAAUAUUUUUUUUUUAGAUGUUCAUGUUCCCAUAUAUAUAUUUUAGAAAGCUGGGUUAAGUGCUAUAUGCAAGCAGAAAAAAAGAUGUAGGAAAUAAUUAUAAUUUUCCAUUAUUACUUCUCCCUAAUAUGCAAUGGAGUGUAGUGUAACAAUGGUUGCAAUCCUCUGUCACUUUAAUGCUGUACGUGCACAUCGGUUGCUGUGUGGAUGUCGGGUGCCGAGGAAACAGGACUUUACAAUGAUGGGAACUAAUAGUUGUCACUUCGCAGCACCGCUGUGUUCCCAGAGCGCCUUAUUCGUUCCAACCAAUCACAGAUAGUCCCCGGGCCGCAGUCGCUGCCACAGGCUGACCACACUGUUGUCGGACGAAUAUUGCUGUACCAUUAUCUUCUGCUUUUCAUCGCUUUUCUUUUCCCUUUUUUUCUUUUUCUUCUGCUGUCAGGUAGGAUUUUGAGCGUGUAAAUGGCAUAAUCAUGUUCACAUUUCACUGUCUGUUCUGUAUAUCUGCUUCACCAUUCAAAGAGACAAACAAAACUGUUUUCCAGUAUAACCUUUUCAUUUUUAAGAGCGGUAUGAUGCGACACUUGUAGCUGUCACUCUUGGUGCUUGGCUUAUGCUUCAUUGUCUUAAUAUUCCAAAUAAAACUGUUAAGUGUAAUCCACACUGGCCCAUUAUAUAA